Molecule: messenger RNA, 751 nt
Organism: Synchiropus splendidus (mandarinfish)
Lineage: Eukaryota; Metazoa; Chordata; Actinopteri; Syngnathiformes; Callionymidae
Gene: cmc2
Product: C-x(9)-C motif containing 2
Exons: 5
Coding region: 253-516 (87 amino acids)
Cellular component (GO): mitochondrion
Source: RefSeq, a predicted model, not a curated record
CGUCAUGUCAGCGUGGCUCGUUAUGGAAGUAUGCUUCAGAACAACACGAGUGUUCUAGCUGCUGGAUAGAGGUUAUGCAAGUUGUUGAAGGACUGAGCGACCUCUCCGGAACAGUUUUUGCUGUCGAGUCCUGAUCGAUUUUCGUUCGUAUAUACAUGUCCAACCGUAGUUAGCUAACGUAACUUUCCAUGGACGUCUGUCGGAGAACACCUUGAGAGUCAAAUCCACUGGUAAGUGUCCACCAACAGCGCAAUGACAGAUCAGGAGGGAGAGGGAUGGGGUGGCAUGAACCUGUCCCCACAUCUGCACACGGACGAGUGCAAUGAGAUGAUAUCCCGUCUGAAGCGCUGCCACACCGAACACUCUGUCAUGAAGUUCUUUGGGAGCUGUAAUGACUUCGACCAAGCGAUGCGCAUGUGCCUGAAGAAAGAGAGACUGGAUAAGCGUGAGCGCAGCAAGCAGCAUGCUCUGGAGAUGAAGAAGAGGGUGAAGGAGGGACCCAAAGAUCCGUUCUGAGGAGCUGGGAUCGACUGAAUGGACUUUCUUUUUGGACGUUUAAGGCAUUGACUUGGACACUUGAUCAAAACAUCACUCAUCCGCAGUAAAAAGGAUGGUAUUCACUGUACAAACACCUGCCUCGAAAGACACGUGGAACCUCCAGAUAGUGUAAAGGUUGGCUUUGUGUUUUGGUGAAUGUUAUUUAAAGUUAUGUUUUAAUAAACUUGAGAUUAACAAUAAUCCAGUGUAAAUU